AAGUUGCUCUUGGUCCACGGCGCUCGGAGCUACCAGUACCUGUCCAAGCUCAUCCUCUACUCGUUCUACAAGAACGUCGUGCUGUACAUGACCCAGUUCUGGUUCUCGUUCUUCAACAACGUUUCGGGCCAGAUCGCGUACGAGUCCUGGACCGUCGUCUUCACCGUCCUCCCGCCGCUCGUCAUCGGCAUCUUUGACCAGUUCGUCUCGGCCCGCAUCCUCGAUCGCCAUCCGUAG
Messenger RNA from Heterobasidion irregulare TC 32-1, 237 nucleotides. RefSeq lists its product as uncharacterized. The transcript is spliced from 3 exons. Gene Ontology annotation, biological process: endocytic recycling; phospholipid translocation; intracellular protein transport. The record is from RefSeq and is a predicted model, not a curated record. Gene Ontology annotation, cellular component: plasma membrane. The annotation marks the transcript as partial. Gene Ontology annotation, molecular function: ATPase-coupled intramembrane lipid carrier activity. Lineage: Eukaryota; Fungi; Basidiomycota; Agaricomycetes; Russulales; Bondarzewiaceae.